Messenger RNA from Heterobilharzia americana, 411 nucleotides. The record is from the annotation of a GenBank genome assembly. Lineage: Eukaryota; Metazoa; Platyhelminthes; Trematoda; Strigeidida; Schistosomatidae.
AUGGGUGAUGAGUAUGGUGGUGCUGCAGAUGAUUUCGAAUCGGAUGAGGAGCCUUUAGAUGAAGUCCUAGAAGAAGAUUUGGACACAAAACCUGACGGUGUGAACUAUAUCACAGCUGAUGAAGUGCCACGACUGCCAUCAGGUCAGAGUAUUGUUGGUCCCGUAGAGAAAAGCAAACGAAUCACUACUCCAUAUCUUACUAAAUAUGAACGUGCUAGAGUUUUGGGUGCACGUGCUCUUCAGUUAUCGAUGUCUGCCCCUGUUAUGGUUGAAUUGGACGGCGAAAGAGACCCCUUGAAAAUUGCUGAGAAAGAAUUGAGAUCUAAUAAAAUCCCUAUCGUCAUUCGUCGUUACCUUCCUGAUGGGAGUUUUGAAGAUUGGAGUCUAGAUGAACUUAUUUUAACAGAAUAA